CUUUUUUUCAACUCUCAGACUUAGGAACAAUUUCACGCUGUCAUCUCUCUGACUCACAUCCUAAAUCAACAGCACCCCUCGCACACACUCGCUGACAAACAUACUCGUAUCGUCGCACAGCUAAGUCAUGGCGGACAAAAAGGACAGCAAGACCCCCGGCAAGGUUCUGAUAAAGAAAAAAGAAAAGAAAGUGGAGAGUAAACCUGAGAAGAAGAAAGAAAAAGAUAAGGAUGAAAAGAUAAAAAAGAAGGCAGAAAAAGGCCCUGAAAAUCAACCGGAAAAAGAUAAGGAUGAAAUGGUUAAAAAGAAGGCAGAAAAGAGCCCUGAAAAUCAACCCAAAAAUGAGGAUACACCUCAGGGAAAUGGAAAUGUAGCAGAAGGAGCCCAGGGUCCCGGAAAAGAAGAGGAGUAUGAGCUGGAACCUAUGGAGCUUCCACCAUUUGAGAUCAUUGCAGGUGACAGAAUGAACCCCAUCUUCUUUAAGUUCCAAUUUAAAAAUGUAGAAUAUUCCUCAGGGCGAAACAAGACCUUCCUGUGUUACCAGGUGGACAUCCAAGGACAAGCAGAAGCAGAUGGGCUUCGUGGUUAUCUGGAGGAUGAACAUUCAGGUGUACACGCUGAAGAAGCCUUCUUCCAACAAGUGCUGGCCUUGUACGAUACGUCACUUCGCUACACAGUGACCUGGUACACGUCCUCGAGCCCCUGCGCGGCCUGUUCUGCUAAGCUUGUGGAGAUCUUGCAAAACCGCAAGACGCUCCGCCUUAAUAUCCACUGCUCUCGUCUUUUCGAGUGGGAGGAGCCAGAGAUACAAGCCGGACUUCAGGAGCUAGUUAGGGCAGGGUGUAAGCUACGCAUGAUGAGGCCUUUGGAUUUUGCUUAUGUUUGGUCUACUUUUGUAGAGAAUGAGGAAGAUAACUUUACACCCUGGGAAGACUGUCAAGAUAACUAUGAAUAUUAUGAUGAAAAGCUGUGUGAUAUUUUAAAGUAGGGUAAAGAUUUGCUUGCCAUUAAAUGAGACAUUACAACACAGCCUGGCAAGAGCUUCAAAGUAAACAGUUAAAAUUACUCAGCAAUAGAGAGCUGCAGGGGAGACGUAUUUUGGUAGGGAAAUUCCGAUGUUAGCGUCACAUGGGUUCCCUCGGCAAAAAGAUUUUUACAUAAACGUUUUUGAUUAUCAUAGAUAAGCACUGUGAUCAUCAUAAGGUUUUGAUAUUGUUAUGAUAAUCUUCACAAAUAAACACACCAUUUAUGAACUUUGAGUUACUAUAAAUAAAGAUAAUCUUAGGCAAUAAGCAAACUA
Messenger RNA from Misgurnus anguillicaudatus (oriental weatherfish), 1300 nucleotides. RefSeq names its product apolipoprotein B mRNA editing enzyme, catalytic polypeptide-like 2b (gene apobec2b). Gene Ontology annotation, biological process: cytidine to uridine editing. Gene Ontology annotation, molecular function: cytidine deaminase activity; RNA binding. Gene Ontology annotation, cellular component: cytoplasm; nucleus. The record is from RefSeq and is a predicted model, not a curated record. NCBI's taxonomy places the organism in Eukaryota, Metazoa, Chordata, Actinopteri, Cypriniformes, Cobitidae.